Thermothielavioides terrestris NRRL 8126 is the source of this 1452-nucleotide messenger RNA. RefSeq lists its product as uncharacterized. Bases 1 to 1452 code for a protein of 483 amino acids. Lineage: Eukaryota; Fungi; Ascomycota; Sordariomycetes; Sordariales; Chaetomiaceae. The transcript has 4 exons. The record is from RefSeq and is a predicted model, not a curated record.
AUGGUCGACUGCAAGAGGGGGACAAUGGCACUCUAUGUCCCAUCCGAAGUGCGACUCGCCCAUUCAUCCAAGCGUUUCGGAUGCUACCUCACCGUCGACAGCUACUCGUACAAUCUUGGCCUCGACACCGACACUGCGUCGAACCUCCGCAUCCCGACCAACGGCAUCGGCUUCAGCGUGAUCACGACCGCGUACCCGCUGCAGUACGGAAUGAUCAUUGUCGCCAUGUUUGCGCCACUAUACGAGAAUCGCGGUCACGAAGCCAUCGGCACAAUCACGGUCAAGUUCUGCUCCGUCGAGUCAUGCGACGUGGAAGUAUUCAACGGCCCCGGCGUCGUUGGCCAGCUGAAGUCCAUUUGUGGCUCAAUCGAAGAAGCCAGCGCCUUGCCCGAACGUAUCGUCAAGUUCACGGCGGCAUGCGAGCACAUCACGGUCAACAUUCACAACACGGUGUCCGAGCAUUUUCGCCUCAUGCGUCCCGACAUCACUGAAGAGCUGGCCCGGCUCAAGCAGGCGACGGCGUCGCCCAACAAGACAAUCUCCUUGAUCUACCCUGCAGGCCCCAGCGACAUCGAAUACGUCAAGACACUUUACCAGUGUGUCCAAGAAGCAUUGCCGAGGAACAGAAACAAGACCGACCGCAAGUAUAUUUUUGGCAGGAUCUUCGCCAAGUCCCCCAAUGUCCAGCAGUUGCAUCUGCAGAAUGCUCCUCUCAUGGACUCUGCGAUUUACCGCACGGGCCUGCGGGAGCCACUCGGUGUCAUGCACACGUUCGACACCCCCGCGGAGUUCAUGGUGACGCAUAUUCUCGGCGGACUUUAUCCCGCUCGCGCCAUGGAGUUGCCACAUUACAACGGCUCGUUCCUCCUGCUUGUCAAGAAUUCUGUUGGAGACGGCGUCACUUGCCGCGCGAGGAGAAAGGUGCCUUCGACUGCAGCUCCCCGGAUUGAGGCAACCCCUGGCACUGACGGUGACAUGUCCACCGGGCCCUUGCCGUGUGCUGAGCGAGUCUCCGAGGUGAUUAAGGAGCUUUACAACCAGUCACUCCGCGCGCGGUGGAAGGAAGAUCCAAAUGAUUAUCUGCGAAAGGCGGCCGGGAAAUUAUUCAGACCAGGAACGUUGACAGAUGCAAUGGUCAGCGAACUGCAGUGCGGCCAAAACGAGCUUCCAGUUGUCCUCGAGCGCAGGAUCAAGGACUUGGUGUCGGUUUGGGCCGACGCAGGCUUCAUCGACAUUGGGACAGCGACGACGUCGGGACCGGAGACACCCUCGCAGUCCACGCACUUCCCUCCAUGUGACCGCUGGAGAGCCGAACGGAUUUCCACUCCCAUGGAGGGGCUGCCUUGGGGCUACUCCGUCUUCUUUGUCACGAAACCUCUGGUUCUAGCAAACGAGGCGUUGGCCAACGGCACCCGUCCAGUCAUUGACGUUGAGUUCCCAAUCCUGACAUAG